Molecule: messenger RNA, 3534 nt
Organism: Carlito syrichta (Philippine tarsier)
Lineage: Eukaryota; Metazoa; Chordata; Mammalia; Primates; Tarsiidae
Gene: PNPLA8
Product: patatin like phospholipase domain containing 8
Exons: 11
Coding region: 420-2765 (781 amino acids)
Biological process (GO): arachidonate metabolic process
Cellular component (GO): membrane
Source: RefSeq, a predicted model, not a curated record
GUCGGGCUCUAGUGCGCAUGCCCCGGGGAGACGGCCGAGUGGCGAUUGACUGGGAGACAGAGGACAGAGAGCGGUGGAGGAACCCUAUCCCUGCCGGCGGGUAGACUCGAACGAUCCGUGCGUCACUUCCGCUGGGAGAGGGGCGGGGCUGAGGGGGCGGCACCCUGGCUGCUGCGCCUGUAUUUGUGUUGGAAGCUCAGCUGAUGCUGGCUGGCCGGAGUGGACGUCAAUGCCGGGAAGAAUCGAGUCGCCGCUACCACCCGAAUUAUCGGGCCUGCAUCCCGUUUGUUCUGUCGUCCAAGGUCUACAAGGUUACUUGAGGUUUAAUAAGAAAGACCAUGAAAUAUGGCAUUUCUUAAAUGAAGCAUUCAGGAAUGAAGUGAGAGAAUGUCAUAUAGAAAAUAAAUGAUUUUUAAGUUAUGUCUAUUAAUCUGACUGUAGAUAUAUAUAUUUACCUCUUUAGUAAUGCACGAAAUCUUUGUGGGAAGCAGAGAAGCAAGCAACUGCAUUUCUUGUUCUCACCCAAGCAUUGCUGGAGGAUAAGUCACAUCAGUCUACAAAGAGGUUUUCAUACAAGCAAAAUAAAAUGUAAAUGGACCAAAAGUGAAGCACACUCUUGCAGUAAGCACUGUUACUCUCUAAGCAACUAUGGUUUACAUAUUGGAAUUUUGAAACUUAGCACUUCUGCUCCCAAGGGACUUACAAAAGUGAGCAUUCAUAUGUCCCGUAUUAAAAGUUCUUUGAAUUCUGUUUCAAAGGCUGUUUUGGGCCAUCAGAAUGAAAUGAUAUCACGUCUAGCUCAAUUUAAGCCAAGUUUUCGUAUAUUAAGAAAAAUAUCAGAUAGUGGUUGGUUAAAACAGAAAAACAUUAAACAAGCCAUCAAAUCUCUGAAAAAAUUUAGUGACAAAUCAGAAAAGAAUCCUUUACCAGACAAGAAAAGUCCCAUUCUAGAAAAAGAAGACAUAGGUAAACAAAGUCUUUUUCAUUACACGAAUACUAUAACCACAAAGUUUGGAGAAUCAUUCCACUUUUUAUCAAAUCAUAUUAAUUCAUAUUUCAAACGUGAGGAAAAAAUGUCUCAACAAAAGGAAAAUAAACAUUUCCAGGACAAAUCAGAACUUGAAGGUGAAAAAGUUGAAGAAGGGAAAUCAAUUUCUUCAGAUCCUGGUAUCCUCCCUGAUAAACCAGGCUCAGACUCUUCUCCAGAUACUGUGGACAAGCCUGCAAGUCCCACUGGGUUACCUGAGGUUCUUCCAGUUUCAACAAAACAAAGUAUUGCUAACUUUCUUUCUCGUCCCACGGAAGGCGUGCAAGCUUUAGUAGGUGGUUAUAUUGGUGGACUAGUCCCCAAAUUAAAAUAUGAUUCAAAGAGUCAGGUAGAAGAACAAGAAGACCCUGCUAAAACUGAACAGGCCGUCAGCAAAGACAAAAAUGCAGAGGAGAAAAAGCGUUUAUCUCUUCAACGAGAAAAGAUUAUUGCAAGAGUGAGUAUUGAUAACAGGACCCGGGCAUUAGUUCAGGCAUUAAGAAGAACAACUGACCCAAAGCUCUGCAUUACGAGGGUUGAAGAACUGACUUUUCAUCUUCUAGAGUACCCUGAAGGAAAAGGAGUGGCUGUCAAGGAAAGAAUUAUUCCAUAUUUAUUACGACUGAGACAAAUUAAGGAUGAAACUCUUCAGGCUGCAGUUAGAGAAAUUUUGGCCUUAAUUGGCUAUGUGGAUCCAGUGAAAGGUAGAGGGAUCCGAAUUCUUACAAUUGAUGGUGGAGGAACAAGAGGUGUGGUUGCUCUUCAGACACUACGGAAAUUAGUUGAACUUACUCAGAAACCAGUUCAUCAGCUCUUUGAUUACAUUUGUGGUGUAAGCACAGGUGCUAUACUAGCUUUCAUGUUGGGAUUGUUUCAUAUGCCCUUGGAUGAAUGUGAGGAACUUUAUCGAAAAUUAGGGUCAGAUGUAUUUUCACAAAAUGUCAUUGUUGGAACAGUCAAAAUGAGUUGGAGCCAUGCAUUUUAUGACAGUCAAACAUGGGAAAAGAUUCUUAAGGAUAGAAUGGGAUCUGCACUAAUGAUUGAAACAGCAAGAAAUCCCACAUGUCCUAAGGUAGCUGCUGUAAGUACCAUAGUAAACAGAGGGAUAACGCCAAAAGCUUUUGUGUUCAGAAACUAUGGUCAUUUUCCUGGAAUCAACUCUCAUUAUUUGGGAGGCUGUCAGUAUAAAAUGUGGCAGGCCAUUAGAGCUUCAUCUGCUGCUCCAGGCUACUUUGCAGAAUAUGCACUGGGAAAUGAUCUUCAUCAAGAUGGAGGUUUGCUUCUGAAUAACCCUUCAGCAUUAGCAAUGCAUGAGUGUAAAUGUCUUUGGCCAGAUGUUCCAUUAGAGUGCAUAGUAUCCUUGGGCACUGGACGUUAUGAGAGUGACGUGAGAAAUACUGUGACACACACAAGCUUGAAAACCAAACUUUCUAAUGUUAUCAACAGUGCUACAGACACAGAAGAAGUCCAUAUAAUGCUUGAUGGCCUUUUACCUCCUGACACCUAUUUUAGAUUCAAUCCUGUAAUGUGUGAAAACAUACCUCUAGAUGAAAGUCGAAAUGAAAAGCUGGAUCAGCUGCAGCUGGAAGGGUUGAAAUACAUAGAAAGAAAUGAACACAAAAUGAAAAAAGUUGCAAAAAUAUUAAGUCAAGAAAAAACAACUCUGCAGAAAAUUAAUGAUUGGAUAAAAUUAAAAACUGACAUGUAUGAAGGCCUUCCAUUCUUUUCAAAACUGUGAUGAAUGUAUGCAUAUCUUCUUAUAAAUGAAGACCCAUUCAGAAGAUAAGAUCCACCAAGUUCAACAAGGAAUCGUGGGGUUCAACAUGAGUUAACUUUGACAUUCUUUUGAAUUCUGGGGAAUCCUGAAAAAAACGGUGCUUCAACAAGCUUGCACAGCACAAAGGAUAUGCUUGGUUACAGAAUUCAUAUGGGAAUUAAGUUUUUAAGAGGUUAAUAAUUAAGUUUUAGAACUCUUAUUGUGCUAGUUGGUUUUAGUAGAUAUUGGUGUUAUAUUGUUUGAUGUUUGAAAAUGUAUUAAUAUAUGUGCCAAAUAAACUGAAAACUAUCAUACUUUGUAUUUUUGCUUUAGUCAUCAUAAUCAUGUUGAAUUUACGUGAUCAUUGAUUUUAUUUAAUAUGGAAAAGCUGAUUCUUAAAUUUACAUUACUUAAUGUCUUCACUUUCUGCAUUCUGUGAGCCACAUACUGCCUUCUAUUGUAAUAUCAUUUAAAUAGACACAGAAUGGGAUCUUCUCUAUUGAAGUACUUUUACAUUUGAAGUAUGAAAGAACCAGAUACUGUUUUCUAUUCAAAAUGUGCUUAAUUCAGUAUCGUUUGCUUAAAAAAGAUAGGUGAAGUUCCAAUCCACCACUUUUGUCCCCUGAAAUUUCAAAAUAAUGCCGUGUAUAAUUUCUAGAUCUAGUUCUAGCUUAUCAUUUCCUGUUGUAAAAUUGUUUUAAUUUACUGACAAAAUAUUCCUAUCACUAACAAAAAUAAACUAUUGAAAUAA